AUGCCUGUCCACGGUUCUCCUUACAAAACUAUAACCGAUCCCGAAUUAAUUCGAAAAAAAAAUGAAUUACGAAAGGCUAUCUCUCUAGAAUAUAUAAAGCAUACAUCAAAUCCAUACCGAAACAUAAAAAUGGAAGGUGGAACCCUGUUUGAUGUCGGUAUUCAAAGAUAUAUGUCUCUGAAAGCAACGCAACAUGAAUUUUUCAGGCCUACACCAAAGACUUCACUUUUAGGUGUACUAAUGAUAGUAUUACCAUAUUUUAGUCUGACUUAUUUCAUCAAGAAAGAACGUGACCGUCGAGAAAAUUUAAUUCGUACCGGAGAAGUAGCUUACAAGGACAGAGGAUUCAAAUUCGCCUAA
This is a messenger RNA of Macrosiphum euphorbiae (potato aphid), 360 nucleotides long. The record is from the annotation of a GenBank genome assembly. NCBI's taxonomy places the organism in Eukaryota, Metazoa, Arthropoda, Insecta, Hemiptera, Aphididae.